Molecule: messenger RNA, 2029 nt
Organism: Oryza sativa Japonica Group (Japanese rice)
Lineage: Eukaryota; Viridiplantae; Streptophyta; Magnoliopsida; Poales; Poaceae
Product: probable serine/threonine-protein kinase At1g54610
Biological process (GO): protein phosphorylation; positive regulation of transcription elongation by RNA polymerase II
Cellular component (GO): cyclin-dependent protein kinase holoenzyme complex; nucleus
Molecular function (GO): RNA polymerase II CTD heptapeptide repeat kinase activity; ATP binding
Source: RefSeq, a predicted model, not a curated record
AGAGUCCAAACUGCCAAACCGCCGUAGCACGAGAGACAGUACACGAGACCUUCCCGCGUCCUCCUCCUCCGGCCACGUCGACGUCGCACCAACCGCCGCCGCCGCCGCCGCCGGCGACCUUCACAUGACGCGCCGCCAUGGGAUGCAUCCUCGGUAAGCUCGCCGCCGCGCCAGGCUCCUCCCUCUUCUUCCCCGCGGCCGCCGCUGCCUCCGGCGCCGGAGGAGGAGGAGGAGCGGGCGAGGUGCAGCUCGCGGCGCCGCAGCCGGAGAAGAUCGCGGCGGUGCAGAAGGACGAGAGCGGGUGGCCGCUCUGGCUCUCCUCCGCCGCCGGCGACGCGCUCGCCGGCUGGGCCCCACGCAGCGCCGACGCCUUCCACAAACUUGAGAAGAUAGGGUCGGGGACGUACAGCAACGUGUACAAGGCGAAGGAGGUGGAGAGCGGGCGGGUGGUGGCGCUGAAGAAGGUGAGGGUGGAUGGCGUGGGCGAGGCGGAGAGCGCGCGGUUCAUGGCGCGGGAGAUCGCCCUCCUCCGCCGCCUCGGCGACCACCCCAACAUCGUCCGCCUCCGCGGCCUCGUCACCUCCCGCCUCGCCACCGCACCUUCCCUCUACCUCGUCUUCGACUACAUGGACCACGACCUCACCGGCCUCGCCGCCGCCGCCCUCGCCGCCGACCAACGCUUCUCCUUACCCCAGGUAAAGUGCUACAUGAAACAGCUACUGACUGGGAUUGAACACUGCCACAACAAGGGUGUUCUGCACCGAGACAUCAAGAGUUCCAACCUCCUUGUCAGUAACGAUGGAAUCCUCAAGAUAGCUGAUUUUGGGCUCGCCACUUCUUUUGAUCCUGAUAACAAGGAGCAGCCCAUGACUAGCCAAGUGAUCACACUUUGGUAUCGUCCACCUGAACUCUUGUUAGGUGCUACUCACUAUGGCGUCGGUGUUGAUCUCUGGAGUGUGGGUUGCAUACUAGCAGAAUUGCUUCUCGGCGAGCCUAUAUUCCCAGGGAGAACAGAGGUGGAGCAAUUGCACAAAAUCUUCAAGUUAUGCGGCUCUCCGUCAGACGAUUACUGGGAGAAAAUGAAGUUCCCACAUGCUUCAUUCAGGACAUAUGAGCGAUGCAUCGCGGAGAAAUUUAAAGAUGUGGCACCAUCUGCACUAUCACUUCUUGAGACUCUCCUGUCUAUUGAUCCUGACAUGAGAGGCACAGCAACUGAUGCUCUCAACAGUGAGUUCUUCAGGACAGAACCAUAUGCCUGUGAACCAUCAAGCCUUCCCCGGUAUCCACCAUGUAAAGAAAUAGAUGUGAAGUUGAAGUAUGAGAAGCAUAAAAGGAAACUGAGGGCUAAUGGUUCAGUAGAACGUCAGACCACAGCAAGAAAGCCCAUGUCACAAAAUCCUGGGCGCAGAGUAUUUACUCCAGAUGUCAAUAAUAAGCCUCAAGCUAAACCAAAUAUCCCAAGAUUGGUGACAAGCACAAGCACAACAAAACUCGAGAGGUUUCCUCCGCCUCACCUAGAUGCGUCAAUCGGGUUUAGUCUCGAUUCAUCGGCUGAUGUUUCCACGGAACAGUUCUUCACAUCAUCAGUUGUGGAGCUAAAGAAGAUGCCUAGCCUAAUAUUUGGCCACAUGAAGUCUUACCUGAAUAGUCCAAAGAAGAACACACACAAGGCAAAGCCAGGCCUCAGUAUGCCACCUUCCGCUGUUCUCAUUGGCGCUUUCAAGCCAUAUUCGCUUGGGCAUCCAAUGGAGGUGAGAAGGAAGAACAGGGAUCAGUUCAGAACCAAAGGAAGAAAUUCAGUAGGUGCAGUCAAAUGACAAGCUAAUUAUAUUCAUCUUUAUUUUUUUGGCCCUCACAUCACAGUAGCUGUUCAUUUAAAUCUGCAAAUGAUAGGCAAUACCUGUAUAGUUCAGAGAGUAUAUGAAAGGCGAGUUGUGAAUAAUGCAUUCAUGUAUGAUAGUUCACAAAAUUUCACUGGAAAUCAUAGGCAGUUCAGUAAAAAAAAAUCAAGAACGUGGUAGACCCUGAA